Messenger RNA from Neoarthrinium moseri, 351 nucleotides. RefSeq lists its product as uncharacterized. Bases 1 to 351 code for a protein of 116 amino acids. The transcript has a single exon. Lineage: Eukaryota; Fungi; Ascomycota; Sordariomycetes; Amphisphaeriales; Apiosporaceae. The record is from RefSeq and is a predicted model, not a curated record.
AUGCAGUUUGCCACUUUCUUCAUUGCUACCCUGGCCACUGUGGCCGCCGCCGCCCCUCUCGACUCUGCACCCGUCGAGGAGCGCGCCGGCGUGAAGGCGACCCUCCAGAUCGAAACUGAGCCUGACACUUUCAUCGGUAACUUCGAGGUCCCCGUUCCGGGCCAAAACAACUUCAAUAGAAAGGCCGUUUCCAUUAGAAUUGGAACCGUCAGCGGCAGCGUUGCGGCGCGGGUGCAGUGCCAAGGCUUCGACAACAAGGGCAACAAGGCCGGCCAGGCGUUCGGCGGUGACCAGGUGGCUGAGCUGCGCAAGGGUACUGUUCUGGGUAAAGUUGCUUGCAAGAAAAUUUGA